Messenger RNA from Ramularia collo-cygni, 2034 nucleotides. Its product is annotated as related to NOC3 protein, required for maturation and intranuclear transport of pre-ribosomes. The record is from RefSeq and is a predicted model, not a curated record. Gene Ontology annotation, biological process: DNA replication initiation. The coding region runs from base 1 to 2034 and encodes 677 amino acids. Gene Ontology annotation, cellular component: nucleolus. Gene Ontology annotation, molecular function: chromatin binding. Lineage: Eukaryota; Fungi; Ascomycota; Dothideomycetes; Mycosphaerellales; Mycosphaerellaceae. The transcript has a single exon.
AUGGGCGAACCGGCGAUUAAGAAGCGGCGGCUGAGCCCUCCUGGAGAUGAGAAUGGAGCUUCCGCCGCUCCAGGAUUUCUGCAGUGGGAUUUGGRGCAGGAUUACGAAAACCGAUCGCGCAAGAAGAAGAAAGAGGCCAGCAAACAGGAUCGGUUGAUGAUCAAGACACAGGAUGGUCAGAUCAAGGAGAACCCGCGAUUGGAUGUCGUGGAGGAGAAGGAGACGCCGCAGAAAGAUGAAGACGCAGACAGUUUUCUGGCAAGCGACGACGAUGAGGUUGUGGUGGAAGCGGUCAAAAAGCCAUCUGUCCCCGUCAAAGAGCAGAUCAGACUGGCCAAGGAGGAACUUGCCCGCCUAGCCGCUCAGCUCAGUGAGAAUCCAGAAGAAAAUGUUGGCCAGCUGGGAGCGCUCGCCGAAAUGGCCAACGCGCACAAUGUUACAAUCAAGAAGCUGGCAAUGGCGACGCAGCUCGCGGUAUACAAGGACAUCAUCCCUGGAUACCGCAUACGACCGCUUACCGAAGCUGAUAUGGCUGCGAAGACGUCUAAAGAAGUGAAGAAGCUCCGAGCUUUUGAGCAAGGUCUCUUGCAUGGCUACAAGAACUAUGUCACCGCACUGGGACGUCUCGCAGUCUACAACCCAAAAUCCAAGCUGGAUGCACAGUCUGCCACGGCACYGGCAAGCGUUGCCAUCUCCUGUGCAUGUGCACUGAUGACCAGCGUGUCCCAUUUCAACUGCCGGCCGGAAUUGAUCGCGAUCCUGGUCAAGAAGUUGGCAAGUCGUAGCGUAGAUGCCGACUUCAUCAAAUGCAGGGAGGCGAUUGCGCAACUUUUCGAGGAAGAUGAAGGUGGCCAUGCUUCGCUGGAUGUCGUAGGGCAGUUGACACGCAUGAUGAAGGCGAAGAACUUUUACGUUCAUGAGAGCGUGGUCAACACAUUCCUUCAUUUGCGAUUGCUGAGCGAAUUUGCGCACAAGGCCUCAACCAACUCCAUCGACAAGGAUGCUCCUGACGCUUUGGUAUUGAAGAAGCCCAAGCAGAAGCGCGAGUUCCGCACGAAACGAGAGCGCAAAGUGCUGAGAGACCGCAAAGAAGUCGAGAAAGAGCUGAAAGAGGCUGACGCUGCCGUUUCCUACGAGGAACGUGAUAAGAACCAGUCGGAGACACUGAAACUUGUCUUUGUGGCCUACUUCCGCAUCCUCAAGGAACGUACCCAACACCUCAUGGGCGCUGUACUGGAAGGUCUUGCUAAAUWUAGCCAUCUCAUCAACCAAGACUUCUUCGGCGACAUCCUCGAGGCCCUGAAAGAUCUGAUCGACGAGGCCAACGCUGCACUACUCGCGCCAACUCCAGAUGAGGCCACUACCGACCAGGACCUGGCUGCAGACGACAAAGCCCAGCGAAAUGCGACCAGAGAGUCCCUGCUUUGCAUCAUCACAGCCUUUGCCCUGCUACAGGGACAGACAGAUGUGAUCAAGUCAGCCAAUAGUCUCAAUCUCGACCUCACUUUCUUCAUCACACACCUCUACCGCACCCUGAUCCCGCUUUCGAUGGACCCAGACAUCGAGCUCUCGGCAAAGAAGACACAGCAUCUCGCAGAUCCGAACCAUCUCCCCGUUCCGGGACAGUCAGAAAACAAAGUCAAUGUAGCCACAACGACCGUCCUCCUCCUGCGAUCUCUUUCCGCCGUGCUUCUACCUCCGACAGGAACAAAAAGUGUUCCUCCUGUUCGCGUGGCUGGAUUCACGAAACAAUUAGCGAGUCUGGCGCUGCAUGCGCCGGCUAAGACGACUAUUGCGAUUGUGGAAUUAUUGAAGCAAGUUACGAAAACGCAUGGCGGGAAGGUGGCGAGUUUGUGGAAUACAGAGGAGAGGAAAGGAGAUGGAGUAUUCAUGCCGCUUGCAGAAGGAGUGGAGGGAAGUAAUCCUUUUGCUGCUACCGUGUGGGAGGGAGAGCUCUUAAGAUGUCACUUUGACCCGAGGGUCCGGGAGGGAGUGAAGGUUGUUGAGGGAAAUGUUCGGACAGCGAGAGGAUAG